This is a messenger RNA of Ipomoea nil (Japanese morning glory), 798 nucleotides long. RefSeq lists its product as uncharacterized. Lineage: Eukaryota; Viridiplantae; Streptophyta; Magnoliopsida; Solanales; Convolvulaceae. The coding region runs from base 1 to 798 and encodes 265 amino acids. The transcript has a single exon. The record is from RefSeq and is a predicted model, not a curated record.
AUGCGAGUGGCCCUCGAAGUUAAAAACAAAUGGGGAAUUAUCGACGGAAGCGUCCCUGUGCCGGAGAGAACUCAUAGUCAGUACAAUGCUUGGAGAAGAUGCAAUUUGAUUGCAUCUUCGUGGAUCCUGAGAUCUGUCCACACAUCUAUCGCACAGAGCGUGAUGUAUAUGGACUCAGCCAAGGAGAUCUGGAAUGAUCUACAGAGGAGGUUCUCCCAACGAGAUCCGCAUCAGAUUUCAUCUUUGCAGAGCGAGAUUUACGAUCUGAAACAGGGAAGCUUGUCCGUCAACGACUACUAUACUAAAUGUCGCACGCUUUGGGAGGAGAUGAAUGCUCUCAAGCCACUCCCAAUCUGCAAAUGUACGCCGCAUUGUUCAUGCAACCUGGUGGACGAGAUCAGAAAAGACCGAGAGGUUGAUCAGGUUAUAAGAUUCUUGCAAGGAUUAAAUGAGGAUUACAACUCUCUGAAGUCUGGAGUUCUUGUCCUCGAUCCGCUUCCUGAGGUACACAAGGUGUUGGUGAUGGCUGAGAAGUUUGAAAGACAGCUCAACAUCACCAAUUUGAACAAUCUUGGUGUCGAGUUCACCCAGGCGAAUGCUGUCCAAACUGAACAGAAUCAUGCCAGUGAUCUAACCGCUGCUGCUGUCAAUUUUUCUAAUGGAAAGAGGCAUGUUAGCUCAGAAAGAGGGACCAAGAUCAUAGCUAAGUGCACCUUUUGCGGGAUGAAUGGACACACCGUCGAGAAGUGUUAUAAAAAACACGGUUACCCUCCCGAUUGGAUACCGGGAUAUAUGUAA